This is a messenger RNA of Ochotona curzoniae (black-lipped pika), 446 nucleotides long. RefSeq names its product complexin 1 (gene CPLX1). The coding region runs from base 42 to 446 and encodes 134 amino acids. Gene Ontology annotation, cellular component: terminal bouton; SNARE complex. The record is from RefSeq and is a predicted model, not a curated record. The transcript is spliced from 3 exons. Gene Ontology annotation, molecular function: syntaxin binding. Gene Ontology annotation, biological process: regulation of neurotransmitter secretion; neurotransmitter transport; synaptic vesicle exocytosis. Lineage: Eukaryota; Metazoa; Chordata; Mammalia; Lagomorpha; Ochotonidae.
GUUCUGAGCCCCCCCGGAGCUGCUGAAGACCCAGAGCCACCAUGGAGUUUGUGAUGAAGCAAGCCCUAGGAGGGGCCACCAAGGACAUGGGAAAGAUGCUGGGAGGUGACGAGGAGAAGGACCCCGAUGCUGCCAAGAAGGAGGAGGAGCGGCAGGAGGCCCUGCGGCAGGCAGAAGAGGAACGCAAGGCCAAGUACGCCAAGAUGGAGGCCGAGCGCGAGGCCAUGCGCCAGGGCAUCCGAGACAAGUACGGCAUCAAGAAGAAGGAAGAGCGGGAGGCCGAGGCACAGGCGGCCAUGGAGGCCAGUGCGGAGGGCAGCCUGACGCGGCCCAAGAAGGCCAUCCCCCCGGGCUGUGGCGACGAGCCCGAGGAGGAGGACGAGAGCAUCCUGGACACGGUCAUCAAGUACCUGCCCGGACCGCUGCAGGACAUGUUCAAGAAGUAA